Messenger RNA from Psammomys obesus (fat sand rat), 4081 nucleotides. It is a transcript of the gene Zmat4, whose product is annotated as zinc finger matrin-type 4. NCBI's taxonomy places the organism in Eukaryota, Metazoa, Chordata, Mammalia, Rodentia, Muridae. The coding region runs from base 135 to 824 and encodes 229 amino acids. Gene Ontology annotation, molecular function: nucleic acid binding; zinc ion binding. The record is from RefSeq and is a predicted model, not a curated record. The transcript is spliced from 7 exons.
GAAAGGUCUGGUCGCAGAGACAGGAACGCAGCAUCCUCAGCGUGCUCCAUCCCGGCAGCGUCCUCCUGCGCUCGCCCGCCCGGGCAGCGAGCCUCCGGAUAACAAACAGCUCCUCUGCUUCUCGGAGAAGCCUGAUGAAGUCCUCCGACAUCGACCAGGACUUAUUUACGGACACUUACUGCAGGGUAUGCAGUGCACAGCUGAUAUCCGAGUCCCAGCGGGUCGCCCAUUAUGAGAGUCGAAAACAUGCAAGCAAAGUCCGGCUAUAUUACAUGCUUCAUCCCAGGGAUGGCGGGUGUCCUGCCAAGAGGCUCCGGGCAGAAAAUGGCAGCGAUGCUGACAUGGUGGACAAGAAUAAAUGCUGUACGCUCUGUAACAUGUCCUUUACCUCAGCCGUGGUGGCCGACUCACACUACCAAGGCAAAAUCCACGCCAAAAGGUUAAAACUGUUGCUAGGAGAGAAACCUCCAUUGAAAACCACAGCAACGCCCCUGAGUUCACUUAAGACCCCUCGGGUGGACACGGCUCCUGUGGUCGCCUCUCCCUACCAAAGAAGAGACUCAGACAGAUACUGUGGUCUCUGUGCGGCCUGGUUUAAUAACCCAUUGAUGGCUCAGCAGCAUUAUGAUGGCAAGAAACACAAAAAGAAUGCAGCACGGGUUGCCUUGCUAGAGCAGCUUGGGACAUCUCUGGAUCUCGGGGAGCUAAGAGGUCUGCGGCGCACCUACAGAUGUACCACCUGCAGCGUGUCACUCAACUCCAUAGAACAGUAUCAUGCACAUCUGCAAGGAUCGAAACAUCAGAGCAACCUGAAGAAUAAGUAGUAAAAGCAUCAAUCAAAAGCUAAGAAGAGAUGCCAGUAUUUCCCUGUGGUGGAGAACUGCUCACCAACCAAAAGAGGAUCCUUCCUUGAGCAAUGAACAUUUCUUACAAGGAUUCACAGAUUAACACAUGACCAAUAUUGAUUUUUGAAAGUAAAUAAGAUUUCUUUUUCUUCUUUUAAUUUAGUGGCAAGUUAUACUUGGAUUUUAAGGAAUCCUUUCCUGAUAACAUGUUUAGCACAAGUUCUAAACUGCAAUCACAGCUAGUCAGAGCAUUAUUCAAACUUACAGAGUGGAAAAUUUAAUUUCCAGUUUAUUCUAGAUUAGAGUUACAGUGAUUUUGUGAGACCCUUCAUGAUUUCAUGUAAGUCUCCUAGAUCCAUUGAUAAAUAUACUUUUGUCAUCAUGAGGAACAUAGUUGGUGACAGCAACCGCAGAAACAGAACAAAUUGUGGUCUGUGGAUUUUGUAUGACAACCAGAAUACCACUCCUUCCUGCUUCACACCGAUGAACCAGCCUUGCCUCUAAAUACCAGGCUUCUGAGAGCAAGUGGAAACAGAGAGGAAGGGCCUUCACUCUGGAUCACCUUGACGGAAAGUUUCCCAAGAUUAAGCCAAGUUCUCCCUGCAAGCUGCCAGAUCAUAGCUUAGGAAAAGAAUUAGUUUGAGUGCAUGAUGAUCCGAUUAAGUAAAAAUGUCUUCACAGCAGUUAAUGCUGGUGGAAUGCUUUUCUGAAGGUAUCUGAAGGAGAAUUUUAAACCCCAGAGUGAGCUGGAAGUAGUUCUUAGAAAGUUGGCCCAGACUGUGGGCUUUAAUUUGGGGUACUGAUGAUUUGGGGGAAACGUGAACUAAAUCCUGAAGAAACUUCAUUCUCCUGUUUCUCUUUCAUCUUGUUGCUGAGCUGGGAUUCGGUGACUUUGAAAAGAAUGCCACUGGGUAGAGGAUGGACCAGAAAUUGAUGCUCUUUGAAGGGAUCAAGUCUGAGUGCAACUGUAAAGAUCCUUCUCCGGGGUUAAUUACAUCACCAUGGGAAGUGGUGUCUUGCAGACACUGCAAGGUUGACACCAAACUUCCAUUCCUGGGCUCUCAGCUGGCUGGAGCAGCCCUUUACACCUUGUGACCACCAGUGAAGUACAACCUUUCCAGACAUCAUUGCUUUCCACAGAGACAUGAGGUGGUUACAGCCAGCGAGCAAUAAAUGAAACGACACGGAAAUGCAUAGUGUUGUUCUUAAGGUGCCUGUUUUGUUGUGUGAGGAGGUCACAGACCGUAGGGACCAGGCUGUGGCCGCGAAGACAGAGGUCACAUACCGGUACAGUCAUGCUGCAGGGGAACAAGACGGGUGUAGCGACAACAAUUUUAUUUUGAUAUUUUAGAAAGAAGCACACAACAGAGUUACAAUCCUGCAGUGAUGGCUUUUCUUUGAAUGUGUGGAAUAAAGCUUUAUUUGUCAAUCCUGCUGUAAUAUAAGCAUAGUCUGAGUUUUUUUUUUUAAGUCUUUUUUUUCUGUUUAUGUUUAGUGCCUGAACUCUUUCCCUGAAGUGUUGUGUUUAUUUUUUUUUAAUGACCUGAGAUAAAAAAAAGCCUGUGAACAUAGAUUUCCUUUGCAUUACAGUGAAGCUUUGCCAAGUCCUUUAUAGAUAAGCCUCCAGCUACAAUAAUCAGAUUAUUUCAGAGUGCCUCAUCUAAAUACCAUUGCUCUUUGGCAAGCUGCCACAAACACCCACCAAACAUUUUGUUGGUUUGAUUGUUCUCAAGUUUGUUCAUGCUCAUGUAGAGAAGGGGAAUGUCAUCCCAGGAUGCCAUGAAGACCACUUGGCCAGACUACAUACUACAGGAAGACUCAGAAAUGCCGCUGUGUUCCGGGGACUGUAGAACAGAAAGACUGCUAUGCAGGAAGCUGCUGCUCACUGUUUCUUUGGUGUGCCUGUAUGUUUAACUAAGUCUUAUGUUACUUUUCAGUUUUAUUAUGAGUAGAUGGGAGUUGGAUUUAGGGUCAAUGUUUUCCAGUGGCCAGUUAAUUCUGCUGGGAAGAAAAGAAACAAAUGCAAGCCUGACUGUGUCUCUGUGCCCUGGCCAGGCCACCUGAAGCUCCCCGGUAGAGAGCAAUGAGACUACAAUAGGAACUUGUUAGGGUGAUUUCUGUAACAUGCCAUUUAAGGAGAACAUAGAGAAUGCUUAUCUAUGAGAGAGAAGGACUGUUAACAUUACUGUCUAAAGUACAAUGGCUGUUCCAGUGUUCAGUCAUGUCAGCUGACCACAUGAGGUUUUGUGGCCACAGUGAGGAAAACACACACCAACUGACCUUGUAUUAAAUCGAUAUUUCUAUGCUUAACAGAACAGUCACUGAUGGUUGACUUCCUCUUUCUCGUUUCGCUCUUUUCAUGCUGUGAUAAAAUCUCCGGACUGCAACACGGCAUUGUCCACCUGCUCUAACCCUGAACUCCACGCUUAGGUCUCAUUCCUCAGAAAGCUGAAUCAUUACUGAGUCCCAGCAAUACAAUUGGAAUUUGCUUUACAAAAUGUUCUUCCCUUUUAUUGCAGAAAUAAGCUUGAGGCUAGCACAUGUGCCAGUGGCCACAAAAGCCAUGAUGGUGAGGCCCAAAUUAAUGAGCUCUCUUUAUAUACAGUCUCCACAGCCCAGUGAACUAAUAAAUAUGCUCAUAAAGCAAUCCGCUAAGCAGCAAGUGCUGGGUGAUUCCUUCUACUGAUAGAGUAGCCAUAAAAUUCUCAUCCACUGCUGCCGGACCGAAAGACCAAUGGGGCUUGUUCUUCCUUGGCCUCUUAGAUGACACAGAACCAUAAAUUGGAACUGCAAAGAUCUUCGUACUGUCUGUAGGAGUAAGUUUACUAGGGCCAACCAUGCCAAAAGGAAAGAACAACGGGACGCAGGCGCAAUGCCGACACUCCCGUUGAACCUGCCGGGUGGAGGGGCCGCCUGUCUGCCAAAGCCGAGGGAGGCAUUUUUGCCAGGGCCGUGGAAAUUCAGAACCCUAACCCCCAAGAAGAGACACCCCGGGUGGUAACUGCAGUCCCCACUAACUAUCUGUCAUUCACUUGAUCAGCUCUUCCGGUGAAUUCUUCCUGUUUUGUAAGAACAGGCCUAAGAAAGGUCUGUCUCUCUAACAUAUUAUUGUUGGAUUAGAUUCCCCCUGCCCCGCACCUUUUCUGAUUUUGAAUCUGUUCAUAUUCAAGGCAUGUUAAACUACCUCAUAGGUUUAUUGUGUGGAUUAGCUGAUUAAUAAAUAACAACUGCUUAAA